AUGUCUGAAUUGCCUGUUUAUAACACAAAUUCAGAGGCUCGAAGAAGACACCACAACAAUAACGAAACUAAGACAAAUACUCAAACAACAGAACAAAACAAUCUUUCAGAAGGAAGUGGAGGACAUUUAAAUUAUUAUUCUUUUCAACAAUUCGGCAAUUUUUCUUCAUUAAUUACUCCAGCUUCUAAUAUUUGGAACGCAGCACAGGAUAUUCUAAAUUUGCCUAUCGAUAUGCCAUUCCACGAUCGAACAGUUGAAUUUAGAACUGUGGCAAAGUCUUGUCAGUUUCGACAUCAACCUAAUGGGAAUAUAUUGGAGGCUAAAGGAGAGCGCGAGAAAAUGCUCCAAUCUUCUAUACAUUUUAAUCAAUUGGCCAAGAGGAUUGGCAGGGACUUGAGCAUGACUUGUGCGAAAAUGGAGAAAUUAUCUCAACUAGCCAAAAAUAAAUCACUUUUUGAUGAUCGAGCAAGUGAUAUUGAAGAGCUUUCUCAGACUAUAAAACAAGAUAUAACUGGUUUAAAUAAACAAAUUGCCAAUUUACAACAAGUUGCACUUCAGCGAUCCGGUUCUAAAAGUAAUUCAUCAAAAAAUGAACAGCAGGGCCAGAACCAUUCAAAACUUGUUGUUGUUGGUUUACAAUCAAAGCUUGCUUCGAUUAGUAAAACUUUUAAAAAUGUUUUGGAAAUUAGAACAGAGGUUUAUUUUUUGAAAUCAAUUAAAAUUUUGGGCUCUCUUCUUCUUUACGAUGAUAUGGCAGCUUCAAGUGGUAGUUCUUCUUUUACAUUGGAUAUGGAUCGAUUGGAACAACAUCGAAUUCAAGACCAAGUUGCACUUAUUGAUGAGACUGAUACCUAUCAUCGUUCUCGUUAUAGCGCUAUGGAAGGUAUAGAAAGUAGUAUUGCUGAAUUGGGCACAAUAUUUCGACAAUUAGCUUCUCUUGUCUCUGAACAAGGCGAAAUGAUUACUCGAAUUGACUCUAAUGUUGAAGAUACAGCUUUAAAUGUUGAAGCUGCCCAUUAUGAAUUGCUCAAAUAUUUUAACAAUAUUUCCCGUAACCGAUGGCUUAUUUUAAAAGUUUUCGGAGUUUUGAUGGCAUUUUUUAUUUUCUUUGUGAUUUUCAUGACAUAA
Meloidogyne enterolobii is the source of this 1128-nucleotide messenger RNA. NCBI's taxonomy places the organism in Eukaryota, Metazoa, Nematoda, Chromadorea, Rhabditida, Meloidogynidae. The record is from the annotation of a GenBank genome assembly.